Messenger RNA from Benincasa hispida (wax gourd), 453 nucleotides. RefSeq lists its product as uncharacterized. The record is from RefSeq and is a predicted model, not a curated record. NCBI's taxonomy places the organism in Eukaryota, Viridiplantae, Streptophyta, Magnoliopsida, Cucurbitales, Cucurbitaceae.
AUGGUGGCAUUGACACAAGAAUUCAAUACUAUAAUCCCACCAAAGAUGCGGGACCCAGGCAGUUUCACAAUACCCUGCUCAAUAGGUGGAAUCUAUAUUGAUCAAGCAUUAUGCGAUCUUGAGGCAAGCAUAAACUUAAUACCCCUUUCAAUCUUCAAAAGAUUGGAUGUAGGACAGUUAACACCCACAACGGUGACUCUUCAACUCGCAGAUAGGUUCUUGGUGCAUCCUAAAAGGAAAUUAAAGGAUGUCUUGGUAACAAUAGACAGAUUGAUUCUACCUGCAGACUUCAUUAUCUUAGAUUAUGAGGCGGAUAAAGAUGUUCCACUCAUAUUGGGACGACCAUUCUUGUCGACUAGUCGUGCUCAAAUAGAUGUGCAUAGAAAUCACAAUGAGCAUCAAUGGGAAAAAGCUCAAGUUCAAUAUUAUCAAGGCAAUGAAGUUCCCAGAUGA